Molecule: messenger RNA, 690 nt
Organism: Trichoplax adhaerens
Lineage: Eukaryota; Metazoa; Placozoa; Uniplacotomia; Trichoplacea; Trichoplacidae
Exons: 10
Coding region: 1-690 (229 amino acids)
Molecular function (GO): protein binding
Source: RefSeq, a predicted model, not a curated record
AUGCCAUUUCCACAAUUGAAACCAAUUCCUUAUGCGUUACCCUUUCUGCCGUAUAUGCAAUACAGAAAUUUGAAGGGUAAUCGCUUGAAAAUUGUUAAAAAUGAUAGCUUAGCUUGUUUAUCAUCACUGGAAGACAUCUAUCUAGAAUUUAAUAGGAUCGAAGAUAUUGAACCGAAUUCUUUCAGUAAUUUGACCAAACUUCGCAUGCUGGAUAUUGCGGGAAAUAAACUAAAAACUAUCCACCGUGGUGCCUUCGCUGGUUUAUCAUCAGUGAAACAUCUGAUUUUAGAUAAUAAUAACAUCGAAUUUAUCGAAAGUGAAUCAUUCUGUUCGUCGACUAAUUUAAAGUUUCUGAAUAUCAACAAAAACAAAUUGUCAAAAAUUUCUAAUGGUAGCCUUGCGUGCCUUUCUGAGCUGAAAGGACUAUCUAUAUGUUCUAAUGAAAUUUCUACCCUUGAUGAAGACGCCUUCAAGCCAACAAAGGAAGUAAACGAAAUAUCUCUCGUAGACAACAAGUUGUCAACCAUACGGACGGACUAUUUUAGUAACCUUGGCAAUCUCGAAUUCUUGGACCUUUCUGGUAAUAAAAUUCAUAUUAUUGAAAAUGAUUCAUUUGCUGGUUUACGGAGUCUUACCUCCCUAAAGGUUAAACGAGUUUAUAAGCAGUACUCAAAUUUUACUUCUACAUAA